Messenger RNA from Procambarus clarkii (red swamp crayfish), 4340 nucleotides. RefSeq names its product protein artemis. Gene Ontology annotation, biological process: interstrand cross-link repair; double-strand break repair via nonhomologous end joining; telomere maintenance. NCBI's taxonomy places the organism in Eukaryota, Metazoa, Arthropoda, Malacostraca, Decapoda, Cambaridae. The record is from RefSeq and is a predicted model, not a curated record. Gene Ontology annotation, molecular function: 5'-3' DNA exonuclease activity; damaged DNA binding.
CAUCUAACGUCGUCAUCUGUGUUGACAUUUUCCGAUGAAAUCCAGUCAUGAAUCAUGUUUUGCUAAAUGGGAGGAGGGUAUCAUGUGAGGAGCCACGCGGGUAGCCUGUGGUCGGGCAUGGAGGCCUCCAAGAUGCCAGGAUCUGAGUGAGACACAUACUUAAAGCCAUGAGCUCGUUCUCAGGCAAAAUUAAGGAGUUCCCACAGAUCUCUGUUGACAGAUUCGAUGGGCGCAACCUUGCCAGUACUGCCUAUUUUCUUAGUCAUGCACAUUCAGAUCACAUGAUUGGACUGAGCUCUCCCCAAUUCUUAGACCACUUAGAAAGCAAUAGUGGUGUAUACUUGUACUGUUCUGCUAUCACUGCUCGCUUUCUGCAGGCAUCUAUUAGACAUCGACCUCUUGAUCCGUUUGUGCGACCACUCCCUCCCGAGGAACCCAUAAAGAUUACUGUUCCCAAUGUUGCAGAAGAAGCCAGUCACCAGCUUUGUGUCACCCUCAUACCUGCAGGACAUUGCCCUGGCUCAGUCAUGUUCCUUUUUGAAGGCAGAGGAGGGACUGUUCUAUACACGGGGGACUUUCGCACUAGCGUUGGCGAUGUUGAACAGAUCCUGGCUCUUCAUAACGCUGAUGGAACUGUUAAAACUGUAGAUUCUUUACAUAUUGAUACAACCUUCUGCCAUCGUGACAUCUUACACUUCCCAACAAGAGAGGAAAGUUCUUCAGCUAUUGGUGAUCUUGUUGAGGAUUGGUUAGCCAGGGGAAAUAAUCAUCUUAUACAUCUUGUGUGUCCAGCAAAAUAUGGCUAUGAAUAUGUCUACCGAAGCCUGCAUGAGAGGUUUGGGAUGCGUGUGCACGUGAGUCGGUGGAAAUACAGAAUGUAUGACACAGUACCUGAAAUUCAAGAUGCACUUACUCCAGAUGCUACUGAAACAUGGAUUCAUGCCUGCGACUGGAGGAUGAAUGAAGUGGAAGAGAGUGAGGAUCAAAGUGAUCGCCAACUACCGUGCCGGUGUGUGCCAUUUGGAGUAGACACGGCACCAAGCAUACGUGUCAUACGACCUUCAGCCAUGUUUUACACCUUGUAUCAGUCUGCUAAGGAAUUAAAACAAAUUAGUCGAGAUGGGAGUUUCUGCAGAGUGCUUUUAUCUAUGCACGCAUCCUGUUUAGAAGUUCUUGACUUGGUUUCCUACCUUCGACCUCGAAAGGUUUAUCCAAACGUUAUUCCCAUGAAUUCUUCUAGAGAAGAGGUUCUAAAACUUCUUCACGAGGCCUUGAAUCGUUCCGGAGACCAUUACAGCAUAGAAUAUGGUGGUACUCAACGACGCAGCAUGGGCUCAUUCAAACGACAAUUACAAAGUAAUGAAAGCAAUAGCAGUACAUUAGAGGCAGCCAUGUUUGAUGGUUACCUCACGUCUCCAAGUAAACGACGCCGGCACAGUGAUAGUAACAUGACCCUUGUUCUUCCUACUCCCCGAGGGAACAUGAAAGGUUCACUCAGCUUAGAAGGUGAGGCUAGAUGUGAUGCAGCUGAAGGAGAUGCAGCAACCAGCUGUGGUGCAGGGACCUCAGGGAGUCUUGGGGCUCAGGGAUCUCCAGGAACAAGUUUAGAGUGGGUAGAUCCUUACACUCCAUCACCCACUUCAUCUUCCUCAUGUAAAUAUUCUGAUACUCCAAAUUCUAGUCAGGAAGACCAUCAGUCUAGUGCACGAAUGACCAGUACUUCCAAAGUCAAUCUUUCUUACAGAUUUGAUGCUGCAAAUAUAGGAACUACUCCAAAUGAUAGUGCAAUACGAAAUGUGAUAGUGAAGGUGUCUCCCCCUGUGACGAGUAAAAUGUCAAGUACUGGAACAAGUAAUAGGGCAAGUGAUGUUUAUAGGCCUGGUUUUAACUCGCAACAAAUGUCUGUUGAUGUUGAUGAAGAAGGUGAUAAUCAUUCUAUAAUUAGCUUCAUCAAAACAAAUGAAAGUCAGGAUAGCAUUGAUCUAGCAAGUGUAUUUUCAGAUGAUACUAGGGAAAGUUCUGUGAUGAUUGAUUUGAAGGACGAGAGACCCGCCUCUUCUGCAGGCGUGGCAGGAGAGAGUGCUAUUAAGCGCAGUCGUAAGAUGUGGUACAAGCACAAGUAUUUCUCUACACCAGUUCAUGAGGACGGAGAUAAACGUUUGAAAGUAGAAUCUAAGUCUACUUUUGGUCCUCGUUCAUCUUCACUGCCUCUCCCAGAGCCAGAUCGUGAAGGUAUAGUGUCACCGGAUUUAUUUCCUAGUCCUGAAACAGACCGUAGUCUUCCUCUCAUAACAGUGUCCUCGCCUUCUGAUCAAGCAAGUGAAUCCCAGGUCUCUGAUGAAACUAAUGUGACUGUUGUUCUUAGUGGCAGCUCUGGAGAACCAUCUGAUCUGGAUGUAAUGUUAGUUGAUGAAUUGCCUGCAGACCAUCUAUUAUGUAGUGAAUCUACUCAUCACACUAAUCCUGCAGCUACCCGCCCUACUGUCAUAUGUGGACCACCGUUUGUUCCUUCAGCUCAAGAUAGGGAGAUUUGUCCUAAUAAUGAAGAACGCACUCAUCUUGUCUCCCCAAGUGAUAAUGUCUCCGGUGAUUCCAGUGAGUUAAAUCGCAAGAUACCACCUUUAAAAUCUUCUUUAUCUACUACAUCUCCAAAAGUUAUUGAUUUGGUAAGUGACAGUGAUUGUACACCAGACAUGGAGGACUUGUUAAUACGCACACACCAAGUAACUGGGGUUACAGUAAAGACUGAAGAGUGUUCAGAACGAUCAUCUUGCUUGAAGACGACUCGACGCAGAGAUAAUGAAGUAGAGGUUGUGACAUUGGAUCAAGAAAGUCUCUGAAAUAUCAUGUGAAUAUAAAAAUAAGAUAAAAUUAACUUUAUUCAGGUACUGUCUCUCUUUUAUUACAUUAAUCACUGUUGAAACUACUGUACACUUACUUUGGACAUACUGUAUCUUUCUAAUAGGAUUUAAUGCAUCCUGUUAUGUUAAAAAGAGGUCUCGGAUGAUAUUACCAAAUCAUCUUAUAGUGAGAGUUGACAUAAUAAAUAAUGCAUUUGUUUCAAUCUGGGCAUACAGGUACAGAAGCAAAUUAAGCUGUACAAAUGUACAAAAUGAAUAUUAUACAAUUAAUUGCCACUGGCUAUAAGGAAUAAAGGUAAAGUAUAGUAUACAUGUGGACGUUCUACAAAGAGUGAAAUUAAGAUUUGUACGUGCUUCCUUUCAGAAGUUUUGUGCAGUUGUAAUGGUAAUGGGCUAAUAUUUUGUGCACAAUUUAGUCAAUUCCUUUGUAAUCCAAUACCUCUAGUCAGAACUACACUGUUUUUGUUCCUAAUCUAUUAUUUUACUUUGUUGUUUUAUUUUAUCAAAAUUAUAAAUUCGUUAGUGUUCUUUGUCUAUAGUACUUACUAAUAUUUUAAGAUAAAUAUGAUCACGGUUAUGUACCUGCUGUACUACAGAUAUUUUAUCUUAAUUAUAGAACAAAUGAUGAAGGAUGUUGCCACAAGGCAAGCCAGGAAUUGUUAACGGUAACUUCUCGGUCUCGAUUCUUGCGUAGAUCCUUUCUUUGGAGAAUGACAACUUGAGUAGGAAUCAGUUUUUAAGCAAAGUUUAUCAUUUUUUCUGGGGGAGCCCCUUGGUGGCUUCAUGAAGCCACCAAGUUAUCUCACUGAUAGCUUCCCACUACUGGAUCAUAUCAGUCACCUGAGUUGUGUUUGGCCUCCCGGGACCAGAGCCAGUGCCUGGCCCCCCCUCACAGAGGCACAGGCAAUUAUCACCCUCACUGGGAAAACAUCUAGAAAGUCAGCAAAGCAUUACAGACAACUGCAAAGUUCAUAGAAAAUGAAGUAUCUGUAACAACUAUAUUAGUAAGUAAUAUACCUGCUGCAUAUUCUCAUUAGCUGAAGUGCAGAUAUUGUGAUGGGUCUGCUAAUUCUACAUAACCUAUCUCUUAGGUGUUCUACAUUCCUAGAAUCUCUACACUAAUUCUUGGUCCACUAAUUACAAUUCCCAAGUGUACAAAUAAUUAUAAUUAAUACCUCUUCCCAACCUGCAAGAUGCUGGUCAGUUUGGCAAGGUGAGGUGGAAGCUUGUAAUAUAAGUUUUGACAGCACGUUGGCAGCGUUGGAAAGACAACGUGGAAAUAAUUACCAUCAUUUUGUAUCAUGGAGCAGUCGCUAAAGGCAAAAUACUGACAAUAUAUCUGACGACCUAAAUUUUAGGGAGCAUAACCAAGUAAAUUUUGCAGCAGCCAGGAAAAUGAUAGGAUGGAUUAUGAGAACUUUCAUAUCCAGGGAUCCCAUCACAGUGGUUGUACAGGUACUCUUCAGAUCACUUGUGCUG